AUGUCGCCCCCUAUGCAGGCACCCAACUACAAGCACAUCACGGAGGAGUGCCUUCGCGAAUGGAAGGGCCAGUCCGCCGGCGCCUUCCGCCUCCCUGAUCCGGUGCCCAUGGCGCGCUUCCUCUACGAGCUCUGCUGGGCGAUCGUGCUGGGCGACUUGCCGCGGCAGAAGAGUCGGGUGGCGCUGGAGUCGGUGGUGUUCGUGGAGGAGGAACGGCGGGAGGAGGAGCUUGGCUCUGUGCUCGCUGAUAUCAUCGCUCACCUAGGACAGGAUAUUACAAUCUCUGGUGAAUAUCGCAGCCGUCUUGUUAAAAUGACUAAGUCAUUUCUGGAGUCCUCGAUUACUGCGCCUAGGCUUCUGCAAGAGCGAUGUGAAGAAGAUUUCCUUUGGGAGGUUGAACAGAGUAAGCUGAAAGGACAGGAUUUAAAAUCCAAGGAGGUUAGGGUCAACACACGGCUUCUUUACCAGCAAACUAAAUUCAACCUCUUACGGGAGGAAAGUGAGGGCUAUGCCAAGUUGGUGACACUCCUUUGUCAAGUUGGUUCAGAUCUGGCUUGCCAGAAUUCUUCUUCGGUUACGAUCAGCAUUAUAAAGUCAUUGAUUGGCCAUUUUGAUCUGGACCCAAAUCGUGCAUUUGAUAUUGUGUUGGAGUGCUUUGAACUUUAUCAAGAUAGUAACAUCUUUCAUCAGCUCAUACCUCUUUUUCCAAAGUCCCAUGCUGCUCAAAUUUUGGGGUUCAAAUUCCAGUACUAUCAACGAUUGGAUGUCAACAGCCCUGUUCCAUCUGGGCUUUUCAGAACAGCAGCUUUAUUGAUCAAAUCUGGAUUCAUUGACCUUGAUAAUGUCUAUUCUCACUUGCUUCCAAAUGAUGACGAGGCGUUUGAGCAUUUUGAUUCUUUCAUUUCGAGAAGAAUUGAUGAGGCUAAUAAAAUUGGCAAAAUCAACCUUGCUGCUACUGGAAAGGACCUUAUGGAUGACGAGAAACAAGAAAUCACUAUCGAUAUGUAUACAGCAUUGGAGAUGGAAAAUGAUAUAGUUGCGGAGCGAGCCCCUGAGAUGGAGAAGAACCAGAAACUUGGGCUUCUUCUUGGUUUUCUCUCUGUGCAUGACUGGUAUCAUGCACAACUACUCUUUGAGCGUCUUGCACACCUAAAUCCUGUUGAGCACAUUGAAAUCUGUGAUGGAUUAUUUAGAAUGAUUGAAAAGACAAUGUCUUCAGCCUAUCAUAUAGUUUGUCACCUGUAUUAUUACUUGCCUCCUAGAAAUGAUGCUGACCAGACAGGCACAUCUGCUCUGUCUUUAAGUUCAUUUGAUCUGCCAAAGGAGUUUUUCAAAUGCUCACCGCUUGUGGACCAUAUCUUCAUCGUGAUACUCAAUUACUACAAAAGUUAUAACAAAUCAACAACCAAGUUUUUCAGCCUUGCAGCGCAAAAUGUUAUAAUUUUGUUAUUCUUUGCUUGGAAUUUCCAAGUUUGCAGAGUAUUAAAAGCGUACUACCACUCAUCAAAAGAGUCAACACGUGCAGCAAAUGUAGUUUCACCAGAAUCUCAAAUUGAGGAAGCACUUGGCUCGUGCUUGUUUCCUUCGUCGCAGCUUAUCCCUGCUAAUCCUGCUGUUGAUAUGGAGAUAUGGGGGGUUCUUUCCCUUCUUCCAUAUGAGGCCCGGUAUCGUCUGUAUGGUGAAUGGGAGAAGGAGACUGAAGAAAACCCAAUUGUCCUUGCUGCAAGGCAAACUGCAAAGCUGGACACCAGAAGGCUCCUAAAACGGUUGGCUAAGGAAAACCUGAGGCCACUUGGCCGCAUGGUGGCUAAACUUGCCCAUGCGAAUCCCAUGACUGUGCUUCGGACAAUUGUCCAACAGGUUGAAGCAUACAGGGAUAUGAUUACACCAGUUGUGGAUGCAUUUAAGUACUUGACUCAGCUGGAGUACGACAUCUUGCAAUAUAUUGUCAUUGAACGCUUGGCACAAGGUGGUCGUGCGAAACUUAAAGAUGAUGGACUUAAUCUCUCAGAUUGGCUUCAAUGUCUUGCAUCCUUUUGGGGGCACCUGUGCAAGAAGCAUAGUGCUGUGGAACUGAAAAGCCUUUUGCAGUAUCUUGUUAAUCAACUGAAGAAGGGUGUGGGCAUUGAACUUGUUGUCCUGGAGGAGCUCAUUCAGCAAAUGGCGAAUGUGCAGUACACCGAGAACAUGACAGAGGAACAGGUUGAUGCUAUGGCAGGAAGUGAGACUUUGCGGCAGCAAGCUUCACUGUUUGGAGCAACAAGAAACUAUAAGGUGUUGAGUAAAUCUACAAAUAGGCUAAGGGAUUCAUUGCUUCCAAAAGAAGAGCCCAAACUUGCAAUUCCUAUGUUACUGCUUAUUGCUCAGCAUCGGUCCAAGAUCAUAAUAAAUGCAGAUGCCACAUAUAUCAAAAUGGUCAGUGAGCAGUUUGAUAGAUGCCAUGGAAUACUUCUUCAGUAUGUUGAGUUUCUUUCAAGCGCCGUGACUCCAACUGCCUAUGCUCAACUAAUACCUCCUUUGCAAGAUCUGGUCCAUAAAUACCACAUUGAGCCAGAGGUUGCUUUCCUUAUAUACCGCCCAGUGAUGCGGCUUUUUAAGAGCAGUAAUGGAGGUGACACUUGUUGGCCUCUUGAUGACAACGAGGAAGGAGAAUCUGUAUCAUCUGAUGAUCUUAUCUUACAUCUUGACUCGUCUCAGGAACCAAUCGUGUGGUCAGAUCUUCUUAACACAGUCCAGUCAAUUUUGCCAGCAAAAGCUUGGAACAGUCUUUCACCAGAUUUAUAUGCUACUUUCUGGGGCUUAACACUCUAUGAUCUUCACUUCCCAAAAGACCGUUAUGAUACAGAAAUCAAGAAGCUGCAUGAUAAUCUCAAACAAUUGGAGGACAACUCAGAUAACUCUAGCAUUGCAAUUUCAAGACGUAAGAAGGACAAGGAGAGAAUCCAAGAUUUACUUGACAAACUGAACAGUGAAUCUCAGAAGCACCAGCAGCACAUUGCAUCUGUGGUCCAAAGGUUAGCCCUUGAAAAGGAUAAGUGGUUGAGCUCCAGUCCGGAUGCAAUGAAAAUCAACAUGGAGUUCCUACAGCGCUGCAUAUUCCCACGAUGUGUUUUUAGUAUGCAAGACGCAGUAUAUUGUGCUACAUUUGUCCAAACACUACACUCCCUUGGGACUCCUUUCUUUAACACAGUCAAUCAUAUCGAUGUUCUUGUCUGUAAAACCCUACAGCCAAUGAUAUGCUGUUGCACGGAAUUUGAAGCUGGCAGGCUUGGAAGGUUUUUUCAUGAUACGUUGAAGAUGGCCUACUAUUGGAAGAGUGAUGAAUCUGUUUAUGAGCGUGAAUGUGCAAACAAACCAGGUUUUGCAGUGUACUUCAGAUACCCAAACAGCCAGCGUGUAUCCUAUGGUCAGUUUGUUCGGGUUCAUUGGAAGUGGAGUUCAAGAAUCACCAAAGCGCUUAACCAAUGCAUGGAAUCAAAAGAAUACAUGGAAAUCCGAAAUGCCCUUAUUGUGCUCACAAAGAUUUCUAGUGUCUUUCCGGUGAUUCGUAAAAGUGGUGUCAAUCUUGAGAAACGGGUGGCUAAACUAAAAGGGGAUGAGAGAGAAGAUCUUAAAGUUCUAGCCACUGGUGUAGCUGCUGCUUUAGCUGCUCGCAAGAGUUCUUGGCUAUCUGAAGAAGAGUUUGGCAUGGGACACAUUGAUCUGAAGCCAGCAACAGCAAGAUCUGUGCUUGGAAACCAGUCAGCAGAUCCCUUGAUGGCAAAAGAUCAAAAUGCCCGUGCAAAGUCUAUAGAUAAUAGGCAUGAAAGGUCAGAGGGUGCUAUGAAGCCUGACGUUCAGCAAAAGAAGAGCUCUGUGCCUGCAAAUGGAUCUGAUAUUCAAAUACCAUCUUCCUCUGUACAAGGGAAAUCUUCAGUGGUUGUUCGUGCAGUGGAUGAACCUCCAAAACCUGUGUCUGAUGAGGGGGUUAAAGUUUCUACAAAACCUACUUCAGAAUCUGAGACAAGAGCAACACAAAAGCGUGCACACAAUGCUGGGAAGGUAAUGAAGCAUGAUGUUGCAAAGGAAGAUGCAAAAGCUGGGAAAUCUACUAGCUGGAAUGUAAAUCAACAAGUCUCAACUGUUGAUAGAGAAGCAAUGCCUCAUGCAGCUGAUGCUGCCCAAGAAACCAAUACCACUAUUAGCGAUGGUAACUUGCAUCCAGUGCAGCGGAAGGGUUCGUCAUCUUCCCAAAGAAAUGCAGUUUUGGUUACACAUAAUGGAGCAGCUAAUCCCUCUGGUGAGUCUACUGAUCUGAUUGACUCUACCGUGAGACAGCAAAAAAGACCUGCUCUGAUUGAGGAGCAAGAUAGAUCAGGUAAACGGAGGAAAGGAGAAAAUGAACCCGAUUUGAGUGAACACCAUGUAGACAAGGAAAAGAGUUUGGACUCACGUGGCGGAGAUAAGUUUCGUUCAGUGGAUCAUGAGAAGAGUGCUAAUGAGGAACAAAACUUAAGUAGGGCAGACAGAAUGAAAGAGAAAUCUGAUGAUAAAUAUGACAGAGAUCCUAGGGAAAAAUUAGAUCGAGCUGAAAGGCGUCGUGGGGAAGAUGCCAUUGAAAGAUCAACAGAUAGAUUAUCGGAGAGGAGAGAACGCUCUAUUGAAAGAUUGCAAGAGAGAGUGACAGAUAAAGCCCCUGAAAAAGGUAGAGAGGAUAGAAAUAAGGACGAGAGGAAUAAAGUUAAAUAUGCUGAACCUUCGGUGGACCGGACACAUUCUUCUGAUGAACGAUUUCGAGGGCAAAGUUUGCCACCGCCCCCACCUCUUCCUGCAAGUUUUGUACCCCAAUCAGUUGGUGCCAACCGACGUGAAGAAGAUGCUGACCGAAGGGGUGGGAGCUCCAGGCAUGUUCAAAGGUCAUCUCCCAGGCGCGAUGAGAAAGAAAGGAAGCAGUCAGAGGAGAAUACUUCGUCAUUUCAGGAUGAUGGGAAGCACAGAAGAGAGGAAGAUAUUCGUGAUAGAAAGCGUGAGGAUAGGGAUAUAUUAUCAAACAAGGUAGAUGACAGGGAUAGGGAAAAGGGGACUUCUUUGAAAGAAGAUAGUGACCCUAGUAAUGCUUCUAAACGGAGAAAGAUCAAGCGAGACCAGACUUCUUUAGAAGCUGGGGAAUAUGCACCUUCUGCUCCACAGCCUCCCUCCCAUGGAUCCGGCAGCUCACAAUUGUCUGACGUGCGAGAAAGAGAAAGGAAAGGGUUAAUUUCACAACAUCGUACCUCGCACGCUGAUGACCUUCCUAAGACACAUGGCAAGGACAUGGCAAGCAAGUCAAGUCGUCGAGAGUCUGACCAGUGA
Messenger RNA from Miscanthus lutarioriparius, 5331 nucleotides. Lineage: Eukaryota; Viridiplantae; Streptophyta; Magnoliopsida; Poales; Poaceae. The record is from the annotation of a GenBank genome assembly.